This is a messenger RNA of Gasterosteus aculeatus aculeatus (three-spined stickleback), 1495 nucleotides long. NCBI's taxonomy places the organism in Eukaryota, Metazoa, Chordata, Actinopteri, Perciformes, Gasterosteidae. The record is from RefSeq and is a predicted model, not a curated record.
UGUGAGCGGCGGCUGCGGCGCGCGUCACCGCUGAAAAGCCCCGCGGCCUCGGGGCCGCUGCUCAGUCCGCUGCAGACCUCCAGCCGCAGCGAUGCCUUCCCCGAUCCCCGCGAGCCGCCUGCUGCCCAGAGACAUCUACCCCUGCGUGGACAUCGGGACCUGCAGCAGUCCGCUGGCCAAAUACUCCCUGGGAACCACGCUGACGGUCCCGGUCCAGCGGCUCCACGGGAAGGUGGCCAGCCGGCUGUGGUCCACCGUGAUCCACUGGAAGGAGCUGCGCUCCCUGCAGCCCGCGGGCUCCGGGGGGUUCGGCUCCGUCUACCGGGCGGAGUACCGCGGGGACACCGUGGCGCUCAAGAGGGUCAAGAAGUGCACGAAGAACCAGCUGGCGUCCCGGCAGAGCUUCUGGGCCGAGCUGAACGCCGCGCACCUGCGCCACCGCAACAUCGUGCGCGUCAUCGCGGCGACCACCUGCGUCCCGGCGGAUUUUGGAGACGAAAGCAGCAUCGGAACCGUGCUGAUGGAGUUCGUCGGGGAGCGGAACCUGCAGCAGGUGAUUUACGGCUGCGCGGAGCCGCUGGGGGAGCAGCGCUGGCUCCGCUACGCCGCGGACGUUGCGCGCGGCUUGCGGUUCCUCCACUCGCACGGCGUCGUGCAUCUGGACAUCAAGCCGGCCAACGUCUUGGUGUCCAGCGAAGACGUUUGCAAAAUCGCGGACUUCGGCUGUUCGCUGACUCUCGAUCGCGGCUGUGAAGUGCGCGCCAUCGGCGCCCACCUGAGCCACGUGGGCGGCACGUACACGCACCGCGCGCCGGAGCUGCUCAGGGGCGAGGCGCUGUCCCCGAAAGCCGACGUCUUCUCCUUCGGCGUCACCGCGUGGCAGCUGGUCACCAGGGAGCAGCCGUACGCGGGCGACCGCCAGCACGUCAUGUACGCGGUGGUGGCGCACGGCCUGCGCCCGUCGCUCCGGGACCACCCGGGGUUCGGGUCGCCGCGCGGCCGGCUGUGCGCGGCCCUGCUGAGCCGCUGCUGGAGCGCGGAGGGCCGCUGCAGGCCGACGGCCGAGGAGGUGCUGCUCCGCCUGGAGGAGCUGCUGCUCCGCCCGGAGGAGGAGGAGGAGGAGGUGGUGGUGCUCCGCCCGGAGGAGGAGGUGUGAUCGGUCGCCUCACCAAGCGACCUGCUGCAGGGACGCGAACCGCCGCUGAACUUGAACCUGUCGGGUUGUGUUUUAUUUGCCAUGAUGAGAUUGUAUUGUGAUAUUUAAGUGUGGUGCGUUUCAUUAAAGGUUAUUUUCUACUCUGCGUUGUGCUGUGAGGCCUCAUUAAUGUGAGACGUUGAGCAGAGGGAGCGCGUGCGUCCUUCUGCGCAUCCAAACGGAUGCUAAAGAUCUCCAGGUAUUUGUACGUGUUUCUUGUUCCUUUUCUUUGUUCCUGUCAACCUAAAAGUUUCUAUGUUCAUCUGAAGUCUACACGCUGAAUAAAAGUGACAGAUUUCA